This is a messenger RNA of Heterocephalus glaber (naked mole-rat), 993 nucleotides long. It is a transcript of the gene Gpr33, whose product is annotated as G protein-coupled receptor 33. Gene Ontology annotation, biological process: complement receptor mediated signaling pathway; inflammatory response; phospholipase C-activating G protein-coupled receptor signaling pathway. Gene Ontology annotation, cellular component: plasma membrane. The record is from RefSeq and is a predicted model, not a curated record. Lineage: Eukaryota; Metazoa; Chordata; Mammalia; Rodentia; Bathyergidae. Gene Ontology annotation, molecular function: G protein-coupled receptor activity; complement receptor activity.
AUGGAUGUGAUCAACUCUACCAAUUAUCUGAUCAAUGCCUCUACUUUAAUAAGAAAUAGCACUCACUUUCUGUCUCCUGCCUCAAAAAUGAUCAUUGCCCUUCUUUUGCUCAUAUCAUCUAUAACUGGUACCAUCAUCAAUGGACUCUACCUAUGGGUGCUAAAGUUCAAGAUGAAAAGGACUGUUAAUACCCUCCUAUUCUUUCAUCUCAUUGUCUCAUAUUUUAUUUUAACAUUGAUCCUGCCAUUUAUAGCCGCCUCCUAUCUUCAGGAUCACUGGAACUUUGGAACUGCCUUGUGCAAGGUUUUCAAUAGCACUUUGUCUGUGGGGAUGUUUGCCUCAGUUUUCUUCCUCUCUGCCAUCAGUCUUGAUCGAUAUCUUCUCACUCUUCAUCCAGCAUGGUCCCAGCAGCACCGAACCCCACGCUGGGCUUCCAGUAUUGUCCUGGGAGUCUGGAUCUCUGCCACUGCCCUUGGGGUACCCUAUUUGGUUUUCAGGGAAACACAUCAUGACCAUAAAGGAAUGGUGACCUGCCAAAAUAACUAUGCUGUGUCCACUAAUUGGGAAAACAAAGAGAUGCAAACAUUAAGGCAACAGAUUCAUAUAGCCUGUUACAUCAGCCGUUUCUUGCUGGGUUUCUUUCUGCCUUUCUUCAUCAUCAUCUUUUGUUACAAAAGAAUAGCCAGCAAGAUGAAAGAGAGGGGUCUGUUUAAAUCCAGGAAGCCCUUCAAAGUUAUGAUGACUGCCAUUGUCUCUUUCUUUGUGUGUUGGAUGCCCUACCAUGUAUACCAGGGCUUAAUUCUCACUAAGAACCAGUCGCUACUUUUAGAGUUGAGUCUGAUAAUGACGGUGGUGACAAUUUCUUUCAAUAAUAUCUUUUCUCCCACACUCUAUUUAUUUGUUGGGGAGAAUUACAAAAAGGUUUUCAAGAAAUCCAUUCUCACUCUGUUUAGGUCAACAUUCAAUGAUGAAUUUUCUUCAGAAAGAAUAUAA